This is a messenger RNA of Helianthus annuus (common sunflower), 1594 nucleotides long. Its product is annotated as geranylgeranyl diphosphate reductase. Gene Ontology annotation, molecular function: oxidoreductase activity, acting on the CH-CH group of donors, NAD or NADP as acceptor. Gene Ontology annotation, cellular component: chloroplast thylakoid membrane. The record is from RefSeq and is a predicted model, not a curated record. Gene Ontology annotation, biological process: chlorophyll biosynthetic process; photosynthesis. The transcript has a single exon. The coding region runs from base 43 to 1419 and encodes 458 amino acids. NCBI's taxonomy places the organism in Eukaryota, Viridiplantae, Streptophyta, Magnoliopsida, Asterales, Asteraceae.
ACAUCACAUUUUGCCUAAUUGAAUCCAGAGUGAAGAACAACCAUGGCCGCCAUAACUCACCCACUUCACUCUCUAACCCUCACUUUCAAGACCCCAAACCCCAGAUUCACACCCCUCCCCAAACUCACCAUCUCAGCCACUUCAACUUCAAACAGACAUAUCUCCGGCCGAAAGCUAACCGCCGCCGUAAUCGGCGGCGGUCCAGCCGGAUCCUCUGCCGCAGAGGCAUUGGCAUCCGGCGGGAUAGAGACAUACCUCUUCGAGCGCAGCCCGAGUGGCGCAAAACCAUGCGGUGGCGCCAUCCCGCUCUGCAUGCUCGAAGAGUUCUCAAUCCCGCCGGAUCUCAUUGAUAGGAAAGUAACACAUAUGAAAAUAAUAUCCCCAUCUAACCUCACCGUUGACUUCGGUAAAACCCUGAAGCCGAACGAGUACAUCUCCAUGCUCCGCCGCGAAGUACUCGAUUCCUACCUCCGAUCACGUGCCGAAUCGAAAGGGGUCACGCUUGUUAAAGCACUUGUAACAAACCUUGACGUCCCGUUCCAACCUAACCAACCUUACAUCGUCAACUACACCGUCAACAACAGGAUGAAAUACCUUCCUGUCGACGUGGUUGUUGGCGCCGACGGCGCCAACAGCCGCGUCGCGAAAGCGAUUGGUGCAGGCGACUACGCCUGCGCCAUCGCUUUCCAGGAGAGAAUCAAACUCCCUGACGACAAAAUGGAGUAUUACGAAAACCUCGCGGAGAUGUACGUCGGAAACGACGUCUCACCGGACUUUUACGCGUGGGUUUUCCCCAAAUGCGACCACGUGGCGGUCGGCACGGGGACCGUGAGCUCAAAGCAAUAUAUCAAACAAUAUCAACAAGGGGUCCGGUCGAGGGUCCACCCGAAGAUCGCGGGUGGGAAGGUGAUCAAAGUGGAGGCCCAUCCGAUCCCAGAGCAUCCCCGACCGGUUAGAGUCCGAGGUAGGGUCGCUCUGGUCGGGGAUGCAGCGGGGUACGUGACGAAAUGCUCUGGCGAAGGGAUAUAUUUCGCGGCGAAGAGUGGGAGAAUGUGUGGUGAAGCGAUUGUGAAAGCGUCAGAGGGGGGUCACAGGAUGAUCGACGAAAGUGAUUUGAAAAGAGAGUAUUUGAAAGAAUGGGAUUCGCGGUACAAAAUGACAUUUAGAUUCUUGGAUUUGUUGCAGCAUGUGUUUUAUGGGAGCAAUGCUGCAAGAGAGGCUUUGGUGGAGCUUUGUGGAGAUGAGUAUGUACAGAGAAUGACAUUUGAAAGCUAUUUGUAUAAGAAAUUGGCUAAGGGAAAUAGUUGGGAAGAUUUUAAGAUGGUUUCGAAUACGAUCGGUAGUUUGAUAAGAUGCAAGCUUGUUGGGAAACAAAUGGAAGCAUUUGACCCAAAUGUUCUUGCUAAGGUUGUGGGAUGAUAUCCUGUAUUGAUUUGAAUGAAUAAUAGUGGUGGCAACUUGCAAGACUGCAUAAGAUUUCAUAACGUAUGUGCAUUUCUGUUGUAAGUUUGUAUUCUUUGACUAAUUAGUUCCACAAACACUAGAUUGUUUAUUUCCAAUAUGAAAAUGAGAAUGCAUUAAUAAGUAUUACUUA